Messenger RNA from Lindgomyces ingoldianus, 492 nucleotides. RefSeq lists its product as uncharacterized. NCBI's taxonomy places the organism in Eukaryota, Fungi, Ascomycota, Dothideomycetes, Pleosporales, Lindgomycetaceae. The transcript is spliced from 6 exons. The coding region runs from base 1 to 492 and encodes 163 amino acids. The record is from RefSeq and is a predicted model, not a curated record.
AUGGCGUAUUCCGUGCGUCAGAUGUACCCAUAUAUAGUUCCCGUGUAUCGCCUAACCAAAUACAGUACUAGAUUAGAUCCCCUAGCGCCUCAAGCCCACACUCGGCUCAUCUGGCUGAAUAUCCUCCCAGACUUCAGUAUCAAUUUACCCAUUACUAACCAUCAAUUGAAUUCGUUCCUCAUCUACAGAUUCUUUAUCUCCAUCUCCUUCUGUUUCUACAAAUUGAUUCAACGCCCGAACCCGUACCGUCUUAGCCAUACCAAUGCGAUCAUUUCUUCCAUUGAUCCAUACUAUCCAAAUAACAUGAAGAAUAGCGAGCGCGACAUGAGCGAGAAGAACACUAAUGGCGAGUCAAGGCGAAUGGAGCUCUCUCUCGCUGCUCAGACCAGACCAGACUUUACGCUUCCGCUCAUUCUACACAGUUUUGGUUCUCGCUACCUAAUUGACCACUCGCAAUUCCAUAUGCCCUCUAUCCAUUUGCUCUCUGAUUAA